Molecule: messenger RNA, 2577 nt
Organism: Polyodon spathula (Mississippi paddlefish)
Lineage: Eukaryota; Metazoa; Chordata; Actinopteri; Acipenseriformes; Polyodontidae
Product: protein-glutamine gamma-glutamyltransferase 2-like
Exons: 13
Coding region: 132-2219 (695 amino acids)
Biological process (GO): peptide cross-linking
Molecular function (GO): protein-glutamine gamma-glutamyltransferase activity
Source: RefSeq, a predicted model, not a curated record
GGGCAUGUCUGUGUGGUUAGGAGCGAUUUAAAAGAAGAGGGUGAGGUGGCAGUUGGAGUGCGAGCAAGCUUCAGCUUCAUCAGAGACACACAUAUGCAAUCUGGAAGCAGGCUCGUGAAACGCAGGGCGAUAUGGCUUUACUAGAAGUGAGCAGCAUUGAAUUUGACUUUGAGAAAAACAACGCGGCUCAUCUCACCAGGGGGGUCAGCAGCAGCACCCCAAUACUGAGAAGAGGCCAGCCCUUCACGAUCACUCUGCACUUGAACAGGGCCUUCCAGGAGCCAAGAGACACCUUGGACCUAAUCACCGAAACAGGACCAUCCCCGUCCGAGGCCUCUGGAACUAGAGCAGUGUUCAGAGUGUCCGGUCCUCCAGUCAAGAGAUCAUGGAGCGCAGCUGUGCAGAACAGUUCCUCCUCCUCAGUGACUCUGUCUGUCACCUCCCCUGCCAACGCCAGCAUCGGCAAAUACUCCUUAAAGAUACAGGCUGCUAAAGGAACUCCUCAGACCUCAGCGCUAGGAGAGUUCAUCCUGCUCUUUAAUCCGUGGUGUGCAGCGGAUUCUGUCUUCCUGGCCAGUGAGGAUGAGCGGCAGGAGUACGUCAUGAGAGAGCACGGCUUUGUGUACCGAGGCACUUCAGAGCAUAUUGAGGCAAUGCCAUGGGACUUUGGACAGUUUGAGGCAGAUAUUGUGCACAUAUGUCUGGAACUGUUAGACGUAAGCCCCAAACACAGAAAAAACCCAGGCCUGGACUGCUCAAGACGGAACGACCCGGUCUACGUGGGCAGGGUGGUGAGUGCAAUGGUGAACUGUGUCGAUGACAGAGGGGUUAUUAACGGCCGAUGGGAUGGGAUGUACUACGAUGGAGUCUCUCCCUCCUGGUGGAACGGCAGCGUGGAUAUCCUUCGGAGGUGGUUCAGCUGCGGCUGCCAGCCGGUCAGCUACGGGCAGUGCUGGGUCUUUGCUGCGGUCAUGUGCACUGUAAUGAGAUGCUUGGGGAUUCCAACACGCCCGGUCACAAAUUACGAUUCUGCCCACGACACGGACGGUAAUCUGACUAUUGAUGAGUUCUACACACUGAGAUAUGGAAUGAAAGUGAAGGAAUCCAGCGACAGCAUGUGGAACUUCCAUGUGUGGGUGGAGUCCUGGAUGGCCCGUCCAGAUUUACCUGCCGGAUAUGAUGGCUGGCAAGUUCUGGACCCCACUCCACAGGAGAAGAGUGAAGGUGUACACUGCUGUGGUCCUGCCCCCCUCAAAGCCAUCCUGGAGGGAGACACAGACCUGAAGUACGACGUCGCCUUCGUGUUUGCGGAGGUCAAUGCUGACAAGGUGUGCUGGGUCGUCAAGCCUGAUGGGACGAUGAUCCGGGACAGCGCUGACAUCAAAACUAUCGGGAAGAACAUCAGCACCAAGGCUGUGGGAAUUACUGAACGGGAGGACAUCACUCAUCUGUACAAAUACCCAGAAGGGUCUGUGAAGGAGAGAGCUGUGUUCGAGAAGGCUCUUCAAAGAGGUAGCAGGAUCUUAAAGAAUAUGCUUGAGCAUUCAGACUCGUGUCAAAUCAGCAAGGGGUUGCAGCUGAAUUUUGUUCAAGAAACCCGCACUGUGAGCGGCAAAGAAAUUGCUGUGACCCUCAUCAUUCUCAACAACAGUGAAACUCCCAAGAGCCUGACCCUCAACCUCAACGCCCAGGUCAUGCUGUACACCGGGAGACCAGCCUGUCAAAUCUGGAGCAGAAGAGUAACAGCAAAGAUCGGCCCCAAUACAGAGACGGAGUUCCCUGUCAGUAUUCCCUACUCUCAGUACGGCAGAGUUCUGCGUCACAAUAACACCGUCAAGCUGACUGCCAUCGCCGUGGAAGACGGCGGCAGCCGUGAGACGAGUUUCACAGAAAAGAAUGUCGUGGUUUCCAGUCCCGAGCUCCUGCUGGGGGUGAACGGAGAUCCUGUCCAGUUCCAGCCCAUGAUGGCUGAGGUAACAUUCUUCAACCCCUUGCUUGAGCCCUUGACUGACUGCACCAUAUCUCUGACUGGGAGUGGCCUUCUGUUCAAAACCAUCGACACUUGCGUGGGCGCACUGGGUCCUCAGCUCAGGAUCAGGCUGCAGAUCCCCUUCACUCCCACCAAGACCGGCUCCAGGAUGCUAACCGUGGGCUUCAACAGCGACCAGUUCUGCGAAGUCAAAGCCUACACCAGCGUGACCAUUAACCCCCCUAAAUAGUGUAAGAGCAGCACUGUUCAGGGUGUGCGCUCGCCCCUGAGCCUUGUUGAAUCAAAGGCAACUACUGUGAAGAAAAUAGCUUUACUAACUGACCCUGUGUUUGGAGUGACAUAAGGUCAUGGUGCCAGCGUGAGAACAUUAACAGGGCAGCAUCACUGGAAAGGAUUGUUACCAUCAGGGAGAGACUGAGACACAAGAAGCUGCAGACUAAGCACUAUUGCACACUGUAAUUAACAAACAAGCAAAUAAACAGGCGCAAGGGCCAGAACAAAAGGUUCAGACAAAACACACAAAAAGAUAAUGAAAAGCGCAGCACAGCACAGCACAGCACACAGCACACAGCACAGCACACAGCACA